Molecule: messenger RNA, 1327 nt
Organism: Cercocebus atys (sooty mangabey)
Lineage: Eukaryota; Metazoa; Chordata; Mammalia; Primates; Cercopithecidae
Gene: GSTM2
Product: glutathione S-transferase mu 2 (muscle)
Exons: 8
Coding region: 156-872 (238 amino acids)
Biological process (GO): glutathione metabolic process
Molecular function (GO): glutathione transferase activity
Source: RefSeq, a predicted model, not a curated record
GCGCUUCGGGCCUCCAGAUUGGCGCGUUUCGGGGGCAGAGCGGGCCGAGGGGCGGGGUCUCAGCAAGGCUCCCUCUCUACCCUCUCUGGGCCUCUCACAAAGUCUGAGCCCCGCCCCGCCGAAGCCUGUCUGCAGAAUCCGCAGCAACCAGCACCAUGCCCAUGACACUGGGGUACUGGAACAUACGCGGGAGAAGUCCCCAAGUCAGGGACCCUCCAUCUCUGACCCGAGCUGCGGGCCAUCUCUCCCAGCUGGCCCACUCCAUCCGCCUGCUCCUGGAAUACACAGACUCAAGUUACGAGGAAAAGAAGUACACAAUGGGGGAUGCUCCUGACUAUGACAGAAGCCAGUGGCUGAAUGAAAAAUUCAAGCUGGGCCUGGACUUUCCCAAUCUGCCCUACUUGAUUGAUGGGACUCACAAGAUCACCCAGAGCAACGCCAUCCUGCGCUACAUUGCCCGCAAGCACAACCUGUGUGGGGAGACCGAAAAGGAGAAGAUUCGGGAAGACAUUUUGGAGAACCAGCUUAUGGACAACCGCAUGCAGCUGGCCAGACUCUGCUAUGACCCAGAUUUUGAGAAACUGAAGCCAGAAUACCUGGAGGGACUUCCUGAAAUGCUGAAGCUCUACUCACAGUUUCUGGGGAAGCGGCCAUGGUUUCUUGGGGACAAGAUCACCUUUGUGGAUUUCAUCGCUUAUGAUGUCCUUGAGAGAAACCAAGUAUUUGAGCCCAGCUGCCUGGAUACCUUCCCAAACCUGAAGGACUUCAUCUCCCGAUUUGAGGGCUUGGAGAAGAUCUCUGCCUACAUGAAGUCCAGCCGCUUCCUCCCAAGACCUGUGUUCACAAAGAUGGCUGUCUGGGGCAACAAGUAAUGCCUGGAAGGCCAGGAGGUGGGAGUGAGGAGCCCAUACUCAGCCCUCUGCCCAGGCUGUUGAGCGCAGCUGGACUCUGUAUCCCAGCACCUGCCUCCCCAUUCCUUUCUCCUGUUUAUUCCCAUCUUUACCCCCAAGACAUUAUUGCCCCGUCUUCACUUCUCUUAAACCCAUGUAACAUGCAGGCCCUUUAAAGCCUCAGUUACCCACUUUUCUUCAUGAACAUCCCCCUCCCAACAUUACCCUUCCCUGCACUAAAGCCAGCCUGACCUUCCUUCCUGUUAGUGGUUGUGUCUGCUUUGAGGGGCCUGCCUAGCCCCUCGCCUGUGGAGCUCAGGCCCGAGCUGUCCCCGUGCUGCAUGAAAGAGCAGCAUUGACUGGUUUACAGGCCCUGCUCCUGUAACAUGACCCCUGCCUUAGGCCUACCUGAUCAAAGUAAAGCCUCAGCCACGUUU